CAGCAGCAGCAGACGCCGCCAACAGCAUCAGCAGCAGCAGCAGCAGGUUGACCAACUAAGCGAAACCAGCAGCCAACAUCUUCAACAGCAGAGCAUCUCCUCGCCCAGAAGACAGCAACAGCAGCCGGAGCAGCCAAACAGGCGAUAGUCGCACAAGAAACGAUAAGCAAACAUAAAAAAAAAAAAAACAAGAAAAAAAGCCAACUCCAAAAUGUUACAAAACUCGAAUGCAGUCGCAGCGGUUGCAGCAGCAGCAGCGACUCCCAGCACAGCAGCCGCUGCGGCAGCGGCGGCCAAUAAUGCGGCGAUUGCUGCGUCAUCCAUACAGCCAAAGCUGGUUGUCAUACGGAGGCGUCCGAAUCAGGGCUUCGGUUUUACGCUGCGUCACUUUAUUGCCUAUCCACCGGAAGAUGAUGCUGCCAGCUGGCCUCAGGAAGCGACAAACGUUGUCGGCAACAGUGGCAACAGCGGCGGCGGCAGCGGCGGUGUCGUCGGCUUGGAGCCAACGUCACCAACGUCGCUGCCGCCAUACCAAGUGAAAGCGAUGGAGACCAUUUUCAUCAAAGAGGUGCAAGCGAACGGACCGGCUAACUACGCCAAUCUACAGACGGGCGAUCGGGUGCUAAUGGUGAACAACACGCCGAUCGCUGGCAUUGCCUACAGCACCAUUGUGUCGAUGAUCAAGCAGACGCCAGCGGUGCUAACUCUGCACGUUGUGCCCAAGGAGUGCGAUGUGCUCCAGAUGCACUAUACGUCUAUUGCCCAUACGCCAGAAUCGAAUCGUUUAACGAUGUCCGCACAAGGAUCGCCCGCGCUGCUCUCAAAUGGCGCUAAGCCGACAUUUCCACAGCAACAGUUGAUCUCAUAUCCCGCUGUUGCCAAUUCGUCGUCAUCGCCAGCAUCCUCGCCGCUUCAUGGCGGCAGUCGUUCUGGCAGCAUCACAAGCAAUGCCAGCGGCAGUGGCAACAAUAGUCACCAUCAGCUCCACCAGCACCAAUAUCAGCAGCAGCAACAGCAGCAGCAGCUACAUCCGCAACGUCAUCCGGCGCUAACUGGUGGCAGCAGCAGCAUCGACUUUGGUGACAUGGCCCAUGGACUGCGUCAGCAUCAGCAUCAACAGCAGCAGCAACAACAGCUCUACCAGCAGCAGCAGCAGCAACAUCAUCAUCAUCAUCAGCAGCAGCAGCAGCUGCUGUCGAGCAGCUUUAUGCGCGCCAAUCAGCCGCCAAAUCUAACAGUAUUAGCAAGCACAACACCAACCACGCCCACCACGCGCCAACCCAAAUCGGCAGCGGCAUUGAGUCAAGCAUUGUAUGCAGUGAAUGCCAGCGGCAGCAGCUGCGGCGUCGGCGGCGAAAACAGCGACCUGAUGAUCCGACUGCGCGAGUCGAUUAAACAGAAGGAGGAGUUCCUCAAAUCCCCGCUGCCCUCCGGUGUGCUGUCCGCCUCAGCAGCCUCAGCAUCCAACGGCAACACAUCGCAAUCAUCGCCACAGCAACACCAGCAGCAACAGCCGGUACAGCACUUUUUCCCAUCGCACACGCCACCUGGUGCAGGUGGAGGAGGAGGUGGGGGUGGAGGUGGAGGUGGAGGCGCCGUUGUCCCAGUACCGCGUGUACGCCAGCAAGUGCUGAUCAAACAGCAGCACCAUCAGCAGCAGCAGCACCACCAUCACCACCAUCAUCAGCAGCAAGUUGUUCUCGGCUACGAUAUGUACAAUAGCUAUACGGGCAGUAAGUUGGCGUCACGCUCCUUGGGAGCGGUGCCGUCACAGCAGCGACAGGUGGUUGUCAGUGUUGCCAGCAACAGUGGCAAGUACGCCAAGGAGUUGGACUACUUUGAGACGCUGCAGGAGACGGGCGUCACCAACAAAGUAUUUGAGAGCAAACUGGUCUCGCACAUGGCCAAGGGAUUUGAUCCAUUCAAGCCGUUGUCAAUCAACACAAAUGCCGCCUCCGAAUCGACAAGUGCGUCCGUUGCGCUGUCCAAGAAACAGGGCGUUCUAUACGAGUCACUGCAGCAGCAUCCACUGCAUCAGAUGCAGGUCAAGUAUCAGCAGAGCAGCAGCAGCAAUACCAGCGCCGUCGAUGGCCAGAUUACAAGUCGCAUGGAGCUGCACAAGGCAACGCUAGCGAAUGCCACCAUUGAGUCGUCGGUGCCAUCGAGUAAGUAUAGCAAUGUGUCGGAGCACCCACCGGCCGCCAACAGUUCCUCCUCCCAUACUGUGGCCACAUUGGCUGACAUUGCCGAGAGCAGCGCCGCUGCCAUUGUGGAUGCUGCGUCUGUUUCGGGCAAUGUGGUGCGCCGGUAUAAGCCGCUGGCCUCCAGCUCCUUUGACGAGGGCAAGCCGGUGCGACGGAUCUCAUAUCUGCGUGCCACCAACAACGAGGCAGAGUAUCACGGCGAGCCGCCAACGGCAGAUGGUGUUGCAGCAAGCAGUGUAGCGGCUGCUGCUGCUGCUGCUGCUGUUGCAUCCAUUGUGGAGCCGCACAAGACGAAAGUGCUGGUGGAAGAGCAUCCAGAUCCCACAUACGAUGUGAUCGCUGCCACCGGCGGUGGCCAUGAAUUUAUUGAGACACCCAACGGCUUGGAAGAUGUGCGCCUCUCCGCUCUCCAUGGCAGUCGGCGUGCCUCAAUCAACAGCGAAAUGCGCAGCAGCAUUCAUAUUGAUGCCGAGCUUAAUGGCAAGUAUGUGCCCAAUGAGCUGGAGGCCUUUGAGACAGAAAUCGAGAUUAAGUCCUCCUGCAUCAAUGGCAAGCGCAUGUCCGAGUAUCGCUCGUGGCGUCAGGUCAAACUGGAGAUUAAGGGCGAUGUGUUGCGCAUAUACUCUGGCCGCCAUGCCAAGUCGGACCAGAAUGUGAUAGAGCUUGAUAUUAGAAAUUUUAAGUUUUUCGACGAGUCACAGGACAAAAAGAAAUACUUGAUACGCAUGCAGUCGAAGCCCAGCGUCAGUGGCGCCCACUUGGCCACAUUGGGCAAUGAGCUCAAUUUGGACGAUGCCCAUGAGAAGCUGACCUCAUCGGGCAGCAGCAGCGCCGCCGAGCCGCAGACGCCGGCGACAACGGCACCAUCCUGCGGCCCCUACACCGAAAUCCUCUUCAAGACCAAGAGCAGCAAUGAGAUGAAGCGCCUCUUUGGCUUGCUCCAAUGGAAGGAUAGUCUCAACUAUGAUGAUAAUGAACAGCCGGCAGCAGGCAAGCAGCUGGCUGAGCCCCAGAAAACAGCUGCCACGAGCAGUUAUCUAGACGAUGUCGCUGGCGCUGCGGACAGUUCACCGCUCAGCUCGCACUCGGGCAGUGGCGGUGGCAUGCUGGAAGGACCAACGGCUGCAUCCGCUACGGCGGUGGCUGUCACCAGUGAGUCGAUAUCGCCGGUGAUGAAGUUGCGCAAGCCCUCCAACAAGCAUGUACCGGAUAAGGAUUUGGGCUCACCAAAGUCAAAGAACUGGAAAGAUUUGCUAUUCCGACGUGGUGGUGGCAGCGGCGGCGGCGUCUCCCAUGGCGACCUAGCCUCACCCUCUGGCUGUGUGAACAAGACGGGUGGCUCCAUUGGGCUGCCACUGCGCGCCUGUCCAAUGGGCAAGAAUAACGCAUACGUGCCGCAUCUCGUUGAGGUCUGCACCAACAUUGUGGAAACAAAGGGCUUGGGCGUGGUGGGUAUUUAUCGUAUACCCGGUAACAAGGCAGCAAUUUCCGAGCUAUCUGAGCUGGUCAACACAAAGGAAUUCCAGUUCGAGAGUUGUGCCACCGACGUCCGAUGGGAGGAUGUGAAUGUGGUUAGCAGUCUGCUUAAGCUAUUUAUACGCAGCCUGCCGGAUGCACUGAUGCCGGCCAGUUUCUAUAUCAACUUCAUUGAAGCGGACAAGAAAACUGGUAUGGAGCGCAUUGUGCUGCUCAAGGACAUUGUCGAAUCGCUGCCGCGUCAUCCGUACGAGACAAUGAAGCAUUUGAUACGGCAUCUGUGCCGCGUCAGCGACAACUGCGAGGUUAAUCGCAUGGAGCCAAAGAAUCUGGCCAUUAUCUUUGGGCCUUCCAUUAUUCGCACACCGAACGAUACUCUGGAAACGGCCGUCAAGGAUAUGAAGCAUCAGUGUCGCAUUGUCGAGCUGCUUGUCACGCAGUACGAGUAUUUCUUCGAGGGCGGCAGUCUGCCGGAUCUGGCCGAUUUGAGCGGCGGUGCAGCGGCGCCUUGUCCCGCGCAACCACAGCAGACACAGGAAGAUCAAACGAGCAUGCUGCUGCACAAUCUGUCCAAGAUUGAGCGCAUCACAGAGCGCGAGACGCGCUCCUCACGAUUCAUUCCGCAGCUACGUAGACGCACCCACGGCAAGCGCAGCGCCGUUAGCUCCGACACCUACUCUGGCGAGAGUGUUCUGGUAAGCGGCACUAGUCAAGCCAAUUCCCAAUGCACCAACACCAACAUCACCACCACCAUUACCACCACAACCACAACCAACACCACCACCACCACAACCACAACCAUUCGCACCAACAACCAAAGACGAAUGCAGCGCAAGGCUGUGCAAAGCAUUUGCGAUUUUGGUUUAAUCCUGCCCGCUGUUCACUUUCAGUCGCUGGACUACGCCAAGGUAUCAGCGAGCAGCACGACCAGCACCAGCAGCAGCUCCACGCUGCACAGCAGCAAGAUAAGCACCACAAGCAAGCUGCUCUACUCAGCGAUGGGCUCAUCCAGCCAUACCAGCACCAAUCAAUCCUCCGCGACGGCAUCCACCACAGCCAAGGCGGCCACGACGAGCACCAAGAAGCGCACCACGGCCGGUUUCUUGUCCAGCUCCAGUUCGCGCAGCGCCCAAACACGCAAGGCCAGCCUCGAUGAGAAGGACUCGGGCAGCGUGGACUCGACCGGCAGCAUUGGCAAACAUGAGCAGCAGCAGCGGAGCAGCGUUGAUAUCUCCGUACUGCUUACGGACGAUGAUUCCAGCAGUCGUCUCAGCGACACAGGUUCCAUGUCGCUGACCACCAUUACGGACACGUUGGACAGCAAGCUGCGUAAUUUACGUAGCGGCUCGGAGUCAAACGAUGAGAACGGUUCACCUGAAUUUCCCAAGAAUCGUCGGCAUACGUUGGGUCAGCCGCUGCACUUGCACUCCGAAAACAUUCCGUAUGCGGAUGAGUCGCCGGAGCGACUGUUCCACAACUUUUGUCCAUUGGACGCACCACAUUCGCUGCUCUUAAGCCGCUCGUGCACGGCCACCAACAGUUUGGGUGAGCCCAAAGAAGAUAAACACCACAAUCAGCAGCAGCAACUGCAGCAGCUAAUGAUGAAGCCAACGGUGGCACCGCUCCCUGCCAGCCUGCUAAAGGCGGCACACAAAUUGCAACAUUCGGCAACGGCGCCCAUCCAUCAGGGCAGCUCAACGGCGCCGGCUAGUGGCGCUGCCACACCCACCGCCGGCACUGGUACCGGUUCGAGCAGCGCCUCAACGCCACUAGCCGGUACGCCCAGCUCGCAAAUUGGUGGCUCCGUCGCCCAGCGCAAUUCAUACGGCAGCAAGAAUCUGCGAUUUAGCAGCUCCCUGGCAUAUGAGCGGGGUGGCGUUGGCGCCGGUUCUGAGGAUGACUCGGAGGGCUCCACGACGAGCGAUCCAAAGGAGAAGCUACUAAUGGCCGCACCAUCGCCGUCGUUUUUUCUCGAGCGCUACAAUAAAAAGCGGCGCGAUCAUCGACUCUUUCGGAGCGCCAGCUUCAACUGUCGCAACUACUCCACACGACACAUGAGCAGCAGCAAUUCGAGUGCGGCAGCUGCUGCCGCUGCCGCUGCAGCCGCCUGCUGCUCCCCAACGUCAUCGUCAUCGUCUUGGGCACAUGCCGCCGCUGCGCUGACCAAGGACGAAAAGACUGACAUGAAUCUGACCAAGAAGCGGCAGAUACAAAACAAACAGAAUCGCUCGAUUAAGCGACGUCACACGGUUGGCGGACCGCACGAUUAUGCGGCCAACAGUGGCGGGGGCGGUGGUGGUGCUGGUGGUGGUGGUGGUUCAGCCGGGCACGAUUUGACUGCCAUUAACUAUAAUCAUCACAAUCGACACCAUCAGCAGCAGCUGCUGAAAUUGGGCGGUGGCAGUGGCGGUGGCGGCAGUGGCGCAGCUGCCGAAACGACAACCACAACGACAACAACAACGACAGUGUUGCGCAGACUGGGCGCACCGCCGGCCAGUGCCAGUGCAAGUGUUAGUGCGAAUGUCAGUGGUGCUGGCGUUGUCACCGAUGCCAAUGUCGCGUUGCCCGUUUCUGCAAGCACUGUGGCCAACAAUAGCACAACCAACAACAACAAUAACAACAACAUUUCACCACUUAGCGAUGGCAGCAAUGGCAACAGCUCUGGUGGUGGUGUUGCUGGUGCUGGUGGUGGUGGUGUCGGCAGCGCAGGCAGCAAUAGCAGCUCAUCAAAUAACAGCAGUAGCAGUGUCGGCGGGGGCGGUGCUGCUGGCGGUGAUCAGGUGCUCGAAGUUGGCAUCAGGAUCAAGAACAUAAAUCGUGCGCGGUACUAAAAAUAACUUUAAUAAAUUGGCAGCGAAUCAGAAAUAAUCAAAAUCACAGCGAAAGUAUAAUCUGUUGUAAGGAAGAGAGCGAGACAUGCGCGCGAGAGAGAGAGAGAGAGAGAGAGACAGGAGGAAAGGAAUCGAGCGAGCGAGCGAAUGUGUGAGAGAUGGAGAUGCAAACAUAUAUUGGAAAAAUCGUAGUAUUAAACCGAGUUAUAUAUAUAUAUAUAUAUAUAUGUAUAUAUAUAUAUACAUAACAGCAUAGUUGUAUGCAAUAUAAUUAUGUUCAGGCAAAAGUAUUUAUAUCAACAUAUUGUGGCUCAAGCGCACACACCACAUUCACCACACAUACGAGGGAACAAAGAAAAAGCAAAAGUUUUCAUGCAGCAGAUAGAGUCGGAUAGAGUCGUAGAAAGAGACGGAUAGAUAGAGAGAGAGCGAUAGAGAGAGAGAGAGAGAAAUAUAUACAUAACUAUUUUGUAAAACGUAUACAGAGUACGAAAUAUGCUUAACCCAUAUACAUACAUACUUAUAAUUGUAAUAUAAUCAUACACACACACACGCAU
Messenger RNA from Drosophila grimshawi, 7068 nucleotides. RefSeq names its product serine-rich adhesin for platelets (gene RhoGAP19D). Gene Ontology annotation, cellular component: cytoplasm. Lineage: Eukaryota; Metazoa; Arthropoda; Insecta; Diptera; Drosophilidae. Gene Ontology annotation, molecular function: protein binding. Bases 212 to 6511 code for a protein of 2099 amino acids. Gene Ontology annotation, biological process: signal transduction; regulation of GTPase activity. The transcript has 14 exons. The record is from RefSeq and is a predicted model, not a curated record.